AUGGCAACAGACUCACACUUGGAAGCCCCCGCUACUUUCACAGAAUUCGACCCCCAGCAAACAUGCCCUUUGUUCUCUCUGCCGGCAGAGCUUCGAUAUGAAAUAUUCUCCCACGCUUUAACAAGCGCACCCGAUAAAACACGGCCUAUAGAUCAAGAUGCAUACUGUACGCGACCGGGAUACGAAACUUUAUCUCGGACUUAUGCAGAACUUCUGCGAACAUGCAAACGAAUCUACAUGGAAGCGUGGUUCAUGCCAUUUCUCUUAUCAGAGCAUCCCUUUUACAUGGCCUGGCAAAACCGAUCGCCAAAGCGUGUAAUGUCAGUUUCCAAGAUGCAAAAAUGUCUUGAUUUGAUCUACGAACGUCACGGAAAGGUUGAAGGCGGCGCUGUUCGCAUUUUUGCCCAGCUUUGGGCUCUAGAGGGUACCAAGGAUUGUUCUGGGGUCCUUAGUAUGAAAAACUUUUACCCUAAGACUAUUACCAUUACUAUUCGGUAUACCGAUACAUGGAUGUGGGAAGAGAAUCAGGCGCUGCGUAUUGGCGGUGCGUGGAGUGGAAGACUUGCACUCCCGUCGAGUGUGACGAGAUUUAAGAUCGACUUUGAAAGUAUUGAGCGCAGAAAAGAUGAGGUCGAUUAUAUUGUUCGGGGAUUUGCGACGCGUUGGUGCUUUCGUCGACGAGAUGGUGUGAAUUUGGUGGCUGAUGGCGAUAAAUCGAUAUCUGUUUCUCGUUGGACGGGCAGCUCGACUUUGGGUGAUUCGAGAUGGGUACGUGAUGAGACACGGCCUGGAAAAUUGGAUUAUUAUGUCGGUACCGUUACUUGGAGACCAUCGAAGGAGCCGCCUAGUCCUGAUGAACCGUCUAACCCCUCUCUGCGAGUCGAUUGGCGUCGUCCUGAGGUCAGAUCCUUGACUUAUAAUACCAUACGGACUGAAUUUUUACAACGCGCGGGUGUACCGGAAGGUGCCACUGCUGAAGAGGCUAUCUUCAUCAUAGAUGAGUACAGGGCUAGGGUCAAUGCAUCUGAUAAUGAUCGCUCUAGCCUUGGAGAGUGGACUGAGUCAGAGGAUGCCAAUUCAGAGGAGGAAGAGGAGGAUGACGACGACGACGAUUAUGACGAUGACAACAGCUCUGAAGACGGUAAUGCUGAAUAA
Penicillium angulare is the source of this 1155-nucleotide messenger RNA. RefSeq lists its product as uncharacterized. Lineage: Eukaryota; Fungi; Ascomycota; Eurotiomycetes; Eurotiales; Aspergillaceae. The transcript has a single exon. The record is from RefSeq and is a predicted model, not a curated record. The coding region runs from base 1 to 1155 and encodes 384 amino acids.